AUGUCGCUGGCAUCGCGUUGUCAGACCGAAAAAAAAGUCUCGGGGAAUUUUUUUUGUUCGGAUAAUGUCGAAUGAUAUUGGGAAUAAAAUUCAGAUAUUGGAGGCUCGUUUGAUAGGUAAAAAUGAGUCUAGUGAGAGUAUCGAUAAGCAGCCCUUCGACAAAUCACGACCAGGCAGCCAACGGCGUCCAGGCAACUUGGGCGAUGUUGGCCGCACCCGGCCAGGAUUUCGGCCUGGUGACCUGCAUCUUCCUGUACGAGGAUUCCCAAGCCUGCAAUCUCGCAUUGAGCCAGAGACAGAGGAGAAACUGAGGACCAUUAUGAAGAGGAGUGGUAUUCUAUGUCUCGAUGGCAAAGAAUAUCAGACAGACAUAAAAGAUCUGGAGGAUAUGGGGGAAUUGGGGAAUGGAACGAGUGGACAAGUAGUCAAAAUGCGACACGUCGAGAGUGACACAAUGAUAGCAGUAAAGCAAAUGCGACGGACGGGAAAUCAGGAAGAAAAUAAGCGGAUAAUCAUGGAUUUAGAUGUUGUGCUCAAAUCCCAUGAUUGUGAAUUUAUUGUGAGGUGCCUGGGAUGCUUUAUCACUCAGACAGAUGUGUGGAUCUGUAUGGAGUUGAUGGCAACGUGCUUUGAUAAGCUCCAGAAGAAAUCAAAUCUGCCAGUGCCUGAAGAAAUUCUCGGGAAGGUUACAGUUGCUACAGUGAAAGCACUAGCUUAUUUAAAAGAUAAACACGGUGUUAUCCACAGAGAUGUUAAACCAUCGAAUAUACUGAUUGAUGAGAAGGGUGUAAUUAAACUAUGUGAUUUUGGAAUAAGUGGGAGACUAGUCGAUUCAAAGGCCAAAACACGAUCAGCCGGAUGCGCUGCUUACAUGGCGCCUGAACGCAUCGAUCCGAAGAAACCAGAAUACGAUAUUAGAGCCGAUGUAUGGUCUUUGGGCAUUACAUUAGUCGAACUGGCGACUGGCUCUUUUCCAUACAAAGGCUGUAAAACUGACUUUGAAGUGUUGACCAAAGUUCUAGAAUCAGAUCCACCAUCACUGCCAACUGAUCAAGGUUUCAGUUCAGAAUUUCAGGAUUUCGUCAAUAAAUGUUUAACGAAGAAUUCACAUCGUCGUCCGAAAUACCCUGAACUUCUGCGACAACCAUUUCUAAAGUACUACGAAGAUCACUAUGUUGAUGUACCUUCGUGGUUUUCUUCAGUAAUGGAAAAGGCUGGACUUAAGUCACAUCGCAGACUAUCGCCCUCACACUUGCAAUCUGAAGCUCAUAGGACAAUAGUAGCACCAUCAAGUAUACCAAAUUAUAAAGAAUGUAGUAGCAGUAGUAUUCAUCGCCAUCAAAUGUCGCAUUCGCCAAUUUCACCAAUAAACACAUCAUCGAACGUAUCACCAAGUGCAGCAGGAAUAGUCAGUGAAAUCGGUGGAUCUUCGACGGAGGAAAAGGAUGUUGAGGAGCAGAAGAGGACCUACAGUGAGGAUUUGUACAGUGAAAGGGGAGAUGGUGUUUUCUAUGGUAGUGGCGGUGAGACGUCGUGUGAAUUUCCCAUUGAUGAAGGGGACUUUGGCUUAGUCAGAAACACAAAAGAUAACCACGAUGUUGUGAGUGAAAUGAACAAAAUGUACAGAAAGUCACCGUUUAUGCAACGUAGGAAAGAAAUUGGAGAAUUCGGAAGUCCACGAAGGGAAUCAAUGUUGAGUAAUCUAGGUCACAGCUUCAUCCGGAAUAUGACAAAUUCUCCGUUCACCCAGAAAAAAUUGACCAAUCAAACGAGACAGCAACAAUUGGAGGCCAUGAGGAAUCAAACAAGACCACCGGAUGCUGAUGAAAAUGGCUUCUGUAAUCUCUAUGGAUCGGAUUCUCCAUUGCCAUUGCGAAAGCCAUCGGGACUUAUACAGCCCGAUUCCGCACAAAUACGUCUACCAGGAAACACUAGUCCAAUCGUGCUUCAGCGCUUCUACCAUCAACAGAGUCAGUUGCGCGAGAGGCAACUGGAGGAAGAGGGGAAAUUGCAUCAAGAAAAUACAAAUCCCUUUCACAGUGAUAUACUUAAAUACCAAACAAUUCAGCGAUCUCAUGUACCAAAUGUUGGUGUCAUGAAUCCUUUCCAUGAACAUCAGUAUCACUAUAAUUUACACCAAUACAAUCACCGCGGAAUUGAUGACAAAAGCCAUCUCAAUCAGCAAUCAGCUAAUGCACAUCAGCUCAAUGCUAAUAGUCCAAAGCAUCAGUACCUCUUUAGUAGUUGUAGCAAUGGCAAAAAGAAUUCAGUUCAGCCAACAUCGUCGGGAUUCUAUUCACCAGGUGGCAGUGACUACAGAGGAGAUUCAACUACAGAUUACCCAAGGUUGGAUCACAAUGUCUACAGCAGUAGUCCCAGGGGACGAAAUUCACCGUCUAACCUGAUAAAUGGAUCUGCGACAGGUGAUGGUAUUAAGGAUGAUUCAGGGUGGUUCAAUUCGAUUGCAGGUGUGGUGAAGCGUCGCUUUGCCUCCUACAUGAAACUCCAUCUGGCAUCGGGUGAUCGUGGUGAUAAGGAUCGUGGAAGGCCGACUGUCAAUUCCAAUCCAUCAACUGUUCACAGUACUCCAACGCACACAUCGACCAAUCCUUUUCUGGUUCAGGAUAGGGCAACAUUGCCUAUUCAACCACCUAGUCCGCAUGUACUCAGUGGUGUCGAUAGACGCCAUCGGAGUCCAGAUCCUCCGCCACGGUACAAUCGUGGUCAGUCCCCUCUCGUGCUGCGGAGGAAUCUGUAUGAGAUGGGACAACUUCCGCCAGGAUCUCCAAUAUUGCCCAGGAGGUAUUUGUCUUCAUCACCACCUGUACCACCGCCAAGACGUGGUUCUGAAAGUGUUCCAGGAUCCCCUCAACAUUUCCGCACACGAAUUCACUAUACCCCAGAGCCCCAAAGACGAUUCUAUCGACAUAUUGAUCAAUGAGUGGGACUGCAAGUGAUGAUCCUUAGAUCAUCUUAUGGUUUCUGAAUUAUUGUCAGAAGAAGAUGAUGCGAAAAAAAAGAGAAACAAAUGUUUAUGGAGAGAUAUUUGGACAAUAUGCAUGUGGUUAAUUCAUCCCCCAUGACAUCAAUCAUUCAUCCGGACCCCCUUAUAGAUUUUUUUUGGUGUGCACAUUAAUGGAAAAAAAAAUUCUCAGGUGUUCUAAAUAAUCUAAAAAAAAAAUCAUAAUUCAUCAGUCGCGAAGUCAUUGUAGUUUUGUAUGUAAAUCAUGGUCAUUUCAUCAUCAUGCCUUUCCUGACUUAACAGUUCAGAUCCAGAGAGUAAUGGCAUUGAUUGAGUUUCUAUUCUCUAAUUUAAAUGAUAAUAAUAAUAAAAAAAAUGUAUUCGCUACUGUGCAAGUGGUAAUUGAUAUAGUGUGAGAAUACAUUAAUAAAAAAAAAAUUGAAUGACUGAUUUGUAGGAAAUAGCUGAAGAAAAAAAGAAACACUAUUUAUACACUGGAGAAAAAAAAAUGUGAAUAGUAACUUUGAGAGUGUCCCAAUUACUUUUUAGAGAUAGGAAAUAUAAAGAGAAAAACUUUUGCGACUUGUAUAGAUAUAAGGACGUAUAUUCUGUAUAUGUACAUGCAUAUAUAAUAAAAAAUGUAAUGUGAUUAUUAAA
This is a messenger RNA of Phlebotomus papatasi, 3619 nucleotides long. RefSeq names its product dual specificity mitogen-activated protein kinase kinase hemipterous (gene hep). The record is from RefSeq and is a predicted model, not a curated record. Gene Ontology annotation, biological process: protein phosphorylation. Lineage: Eukaryota; Metazoa; Arthropoda; Insecta; Diptera; Psychodidae. Gene Ontology annotation, molecular function: ATP binding; protein kinase activity. The coding region runs from base 65 to 2941 and encodes 958 amino acids. The transcript is spliced from 11 exons.